AUGGAUAUCUUCCUAGACAUUCUAGAUACAUUGAUCCUCGAUCGGUGCUAUGCAUUACUUUCGCCGGACCCAACAGCAAUCUCCAAAAAUGACAAUCUAGCCAGUGCCAAUUUGAACCGACAUGUUGGGCUUUAUUACCCCAUGCAGCCUUCAAAAUGGGCAGAGGCAAGUCUUUGGAAGAGAGAUGACAUUGCCAGGCAAGCACUGUCGUUAUACUUGAUUAUAUGGCUUUUUGCAAUGAUAACGUACCUCCUCGGUAGUCUCCUACUAUACCACACACUAUUCGACAAAAGACUACUCCAACACCCGCGAUUCCUCCCAAACCAGAUCAAACUCGAGAUCAACCAAGCCAUCUCCGCAAUCCCCGUGAUGGCUCUCCUCACCGUUCCCUUUUUCCUAGCAGAGAUCAGGGGAUGGUCGAAGUUAUAUGAUUUCACCACUGACUCUCCUUUCUUCGGAUAUACCUUAUUGCAAUACCCAUUGUUCAUCUGCUUUACAGACAGCGGCAUUUACUGGAUACACCGUGCUUUGCAUCACCCCCGCAUCUACCGCUGGCUUCACAAACCGCACCAUAGGUGGGCUGUACCGACGCCGUUCGCCAGCUAUGCAUUUCAUCCUUUGGACGGAUGGUCACAAAGUCUGCCUUACCAUAUUUACCCGUUGAUUUUUCCGCUGCAGAAAGGUGCAUAUAUGGGGCUGUUCAUCUUUGUCACAAUGUGGACGGUGCUGAUCCACGAUGCCGAGUACAUGCCGACAUCGGAGAUAAUUAACGGCGCGUCUUGUCAUACGAUGCAUCACUUGUACUUCAACUACAAUUAUGGCCAGUUUACAACGGCAUGGGAUCGUCUCGCAGGGACAUACCGAAAACCCAAGGGUGAUAGCUUUAUGGAAGGCCAGUCAACGGAUGGGAAAGAGAAACUUGCAGAGAAGUGUGAUUGA
Penicillium griseofulvum is the source of this 939-nucleotide messenger RNA. Its product is annotated as sterol desaturase family protein. Lineage: Eukaryota; Fungi; Ascomycota; Eurotiomycetes; Eurotiales; Aspergillaceae. Gene Ontology annotation, biological process: lipid biosynthetic process. The coding region runs from base 1 to 939 and encodes 312 amino acids. Gene Ontology annotation, molecular function: iron ion binding; oxidoreductase activity. The record is from RefSeq and is a predicted model, not a curated record. The transcript is spliced from 3 exons.